Messenger RNA from Dreissena polymorpha, 825 nucleotides. RefSeq lists its product as uncharacterized. The transcript has 3 exons. The coding region runs from base 1 to 825 and encodes 274 amino acids. The record is from RefSeq and is a predicted model, not a curated record. NCBI's taxonomy places the organism in Eukaryota, Metazoa, Mollusca, Bivalvia, Myida, Dreissenidae.
AUGUUCUCCGCGGUAACAUUCUUGCUUCUUGCGGCGAGCUUCGGCUCGUCGUUGAGUGGGGCCAGCCCGGAUGUGACAGAAAAACCCUCAAAUCAACCCACUCUACCGACAUUUAGUGGAUGGUCUGGUUUUCCAACUAAAUCUCCGUUAAAUCCAAUUCUGUAUACGUUAUUUGCAACGAAACGUCCGGAAUAUGUAACUCUAUCCCCGGUAUAUUCAACUAAAGUUCCGGAAUAUCCAACGAAAGUUCCUACAUAUCAAACUUUCAAAACUCCGGAAUAUCCAACUAAAGUCCCGGAAUAUCCAACGAAAAUUCCGACAUAUCCAACAUUCAAAACUCCGGAAUAUCCCACUCCUACAAAAUAUCCAGUAUAUCCAUCGCAAUCUCCUGCAUAUCCAACUCAGUACCCUGAAUAUCCAUCGCCGUAUUCUGAAUAUCCGUCUAAAUAUCCUGUAUAUCCCGAUCAGUAUCCAGUAUAUCCAAAUCAGUAUCCGUUUGAUCUGGCUCAAUAUCCAGUAUAUCCGAAUCAGUAUCCGGUAGAACAAGAUCAAUAUCCACCACGAUCACCGUUGUAUCGAGGGAGACGUCCGGUAUAUCCAAAUGAACCUCCGGUAUACCCAGAUCUACCGCUAUAUCCGGGUUAUCAACCAGGAUAUCACCGACGCCCUCCAGUAUAUCCUCCGGUGUAUCCGUACGAUCCCGUUGAUGAUAAAAAACCAGAUCCAUAUUUCCCCGAUGUAACAGAAAACGAAUAUGUACCAGUGUGGUGCACAAUAUUUAUAACCUUUAACUUGUGUGACUUAUAUGGAGCCAACGUUGCCUAG